Messenger RNA from Arachis stenosperma, 375 nucleotides. RefSeq names its product nuclear transport factor 2B-like. The coding region runs from base 1 to 375 and encodes 124 amino acids. Gene Ontology annotation, biological process: nucleocytoplasmic transport. NCBI's taxonomy places the organism in Eukaryota, Viridiplantae, Streptophyta, Magnoliopsida, Fabales, Fabaceae. The record is from RefSeq and is a predicted model, not a curated record. The transcript has a single exon. Gene Ontology annotation, cellular component: nuclear pore central transport channel.
AUGGAUGCAGAUGCAUUGACAAAAGCGUUUGUUGAACACUACUACACGACGUUCGACAACGACGGCGCCGGACUGGUGAACCUCUACCAGCAGGACAGCUCCAUGCUCAGCUUCGAAGGCCAGAAGAUCCAGGGCGCCAAGAACAUCGCUACCAAGCUCACCUCUCUCCCUUUCAACCAGUGCGUUUACUCCAUCACCACCGUUGACUGCCAACCCUCCUCCGCCCCCAACGGCAUGCUUGUCCUCGUCAGCGGCAACGUCCAGCUCGCCGGCCAGCAACACGCUCUCAAGUUCAGCCAAAUGUUCCAUUUGUUACCAACACCACAGGGAAGCUGCUAUGUUUCGAACGAUAUAUUCCGGUUGAACUAUGGUUGA